Trametes versicolor FP-101664 SS1 is the source of this 1815-nucleotide messenger RNA. RefSeq lists its product as uncharacterized. Lineage: Eukaryota; Fungi; Basidiomycota; Agaricomycetes; Polyporales; Polyporaceae. The record is from RefSeq and is a predicted model, not a curated record. The transcript is spliced from 2 exons. The coding region runs from base 90 to 1418 and encodes 442 amino acids.
CUCAUGUGCCAAGAGCAUGGACAGCAUAAAUCUGUGUAGCCGAGGACGAGAGCCCCGCCCUCCAGGAGUCUCCUCCUUAGCUCGUUACUAUGCCUCUCCAAGUCCCUCUUGCGAACGUGAACUUCUCACUCGACCCCACCCAGAUUGCAGGCUUCCUUGGAGCAGAUGCGGCUCUAGCGGCCAUGAUGCUUCCCCACAUCCACGGCCAGCGAAAGUGGUGGGGGUGGUACAACUGUCCAGGCAGCUACUACCUCGCGAAACGAUACGGACAACUCGCGCGGCUCAAGUUUUGGAGCCCCUCCUACCAAUCAUCCGCUGUGCCGCAGGACCUCGCUGACGAACUCACGGGUGUCAUGGGGCCAACGUACACUGCCGCGCGCUCAGGUGCCACCCUCCAGUCCACGGGCCCGCUUGCCUCCAUGCUCGUAGAGGAGUGCCGUGAAUUGGAGUCAGUCGAGGUGGGAGGGCGGCACUCGGCCGUGAUGGAUGUGGCGAUCGUCAAACUCAAGCGGGAACCCGAGGAGCUGGAGUAUCCUAGGGUUCCACAUACCCUCUCGAGGCGGUUGGCCAUUCUCCCUAUCUUGGUCACGAUGGCCACGGGCAUCGCCUGCUACCAGUAUGGCGACUUCUACUCCGCUGCCGUCAUCUUCUUCUCUGCCCUUUGCCACGGCAUCGCCUGUCAAGUCAUGGGGAACACCAAAUUCACAUACCAGCACCGCAUCCCCCAACAGACGGCCAGGCUCGCGUCUGGUUGGCUCGAGGCCUCGCGCUCGUUCGUCGUGCUAUGUGGGACGGAGGCCGCCGUGGCGCCCAUCACGCGGGGCCGCUUCUCCCUUCAGUUCGACGAGUCGAAGGGACAUGGUUCCAGGGAGCACCGCAUCGUCACAGGAUGCUCGAUCCUCCUCGGGAUACAGUUCCUCCUCCAGCUCCUCCUCGUCCCGCAGGGGGGCCUCUUUGGCCAGACGAUGUUCAUCGUGUCCGUCGUCGCCGCGUGGUUCUACCACCGUCUCGUCCUCGCGCAGGGAAAGGAGACCGUCGAGCGCCGUAUCCUCAUGUCGGACGUCCUCGGCAAGCCGACUAUCGAGAAGUUCCGCUUCAAUACCAGAACCGCCGCGGCGGUUUUCGCGGUGCUCGCGCUCCGGCCGUAUAUCGGCGAGGACGUCGAGGCGCGCCUUCAGGCGCUGCUCCCGAAAGAUACGCCGGUAUGGCAGCUGUGGCACAGGGUAGUGGCGCAGAAAAUUACCCUUGGACAGCCGUUGCGGUUCGAGGAAUGUGACUGGGAGUGGCAGAAGAUGCGGGGUUUGUGGUUCGUGGAGGACAGCCUGCUCUUCGUAACCUUACUGAAGGACGCCGAGACCGCAUACGCUGCCUACACCCAAUACCUUCCGAAGACGGAGUUGUCGCGCCCCGCUGUGUAACAGGCUCACUUCUCGCAUGGAUCGCCAUGUAGGGACCUUUCCACCUAGAGCUCCAUCGUCCGUUUGUAUACGGAUAGCUGUCUGACUGUGGCGGCGCUGCCGCGCUUCGUGCACAGCCAAAAUGUCAUAACAUAAUGCUUCCUCGGAGACUUAUCGAUCUUCACAUGGAUGGAUAUCUGGAUCGGAGCCAGGCCCAGGGAAGCCCAGGUUCCGUUGCCCUGCAAUGACACGCCCGCACCGCCUGUGGUCUACGCAGAUGUUCUGACCAGUCAUCUGGCCUCCUGGGCGCUGCACAGGUUGAACCAUAACGAGCUGCAUAUAACUCCCUUCGCGUCGCCCUUUUACUCACACACAUCCUUGCGCUCGCCUAUUCAGACAAGAACCCCAUCCACUCCCU